AUUAGAAAUGAGACUAAAAUAUUCGUCAUCAACCAUCUUACAACUAUUACUACUACAACUAUUACUUUAUAGUAAUCUAUUAUCUUAUGUAGUUGCUGAUGAACACAACCAUAAAUAUCAAGAUCAUGACGAAGUAGUUGCUUGGAUGAAUACUGUGGGUUCAAUAUACAAUAGACAAGAAACAUACCCCUAUUUCAAACUACCUUUUUGUCGCGGAACUAGUCAAGUAGAACAUCGACACGAAACAUUAGGUGAAGCUUUACAAGGCAUGGAUCUUGUUAAUUCUGGUAUAUCUAUCCGAUACUUGCAGCCUAUUGAACAUCAAGUCAUCUGUAAAACAACUCUCAAUCCUCAAGAUAUUGAAACCUUCAAACAAGCCAUUAGUCAACAAUACUGGUUCACUAUGUUCAUAGAUGAUCUGCCUAUCAACGCACCAAUAGGUAUAUCCAAUUUAGAUCAGGACGGGACAGACGUGACAUAUCCGUUACAUCUUCACAAGGCAUUUACGGUGGAAUACAAUGAUGAUAGAAUUAUAUCGGUGUCAUUAGAUCAACAAGAACCAAUGAAUUUGAACGAACUUUCUACACCAGAACUCUCAUUCACCUAUUCUGUUACAUGGAAACCAACAUCAAUAUUGUUUCAAGAUAGAUUCGAUCGAUUAUUGGAGACAAAGUUUUUUGAACACAAGGUCCACUGGUUAUCUAUUUGUAGCUCCUUUAUGAUGGUACUUUUUCUGACUGGUAUGGUAUCUAUUAUCUUGUUGCGUACGGUGAAACGGGACUUUUCAAGGUAUGAUCGGGAAGAAGAAGGUCUUGACGAUUUUGAACGUGAUCUUGGAGAUGAAGGAUAUGGAUGGAAGCAAGUUCAUGGCGAUGUGUUCAGACAACCACCUCAUUUAAUGCUGAUGUCUGCUUUUAUUGGAUCUGGUAGCCAAUUAGUGGUCAUGGGAUUGGUGAUGAUCAUGUAUAUCAUCAAAAGUCAGUCCUAUUCUGAACGUGCAAGCAUCAUGUCUGCUAGUAUUGCUCUUUACACUUUGACAGCUGUGGUAUCUGGAUAUUCAAGCACCAAGUUUUAUGCAACUUAUGGAGGCAAAGAUUGGGUGCGCAAUGUGAUUUUGACAGCAAUUAUUAUUCCUGUGGCGGCCGGAUGCGUUGGUGGUUAUAUCAACACAUUAGCAAUCUAUUAUUCUAGCUCACGUGCUGUUCCCUUUAUGGCUCUCUUUUCUGUGAUUGUUCUUUGGUUUUUAGUAGUAUUCCCAUUGACUAUUCUUGGUGCAAUCAUUGCUCGUCGAUGGGGUGGAUAUAAUGGAAGUGUGGCUGGUGAAUUCCCAUGUCGUAUCAAUCCCAUCCCACGUCCUAUUCCUGAAAAAUUAUGGUAUCAAGAACCACUGGCCAUUGCUGCACUGGGUGGCAUUUUACCGUUUGGAUCUAUUUUUAUUGAAAUGUAUUUUAUAUUCACCUCUUUUUGGACUUACAAGAUCUACUAUGUAUAUGGAUUCAUGUUAUUGAUCUUUGUCAUUCUCUUGGUAGUCAGUUCUUGUGUCGCCAUUGUUAGUACUUACUUUUUACUUAACUCUGAAGAUCAUCGUUGGCAUUGGGUUAGUUUUAUGUCAUGUGCAUCAACAUCACUCUAUAUAUACCUUUAUGCAACUUAUUAUUAUUUUACGAAAACAAAGAUGACAGGGGCCUUUCAAACAAGCUUCUACUUUGGAUAUACAGGUUUAUUGUGUUUAGGUAUGUUUUGUAUGCUUGGAUUUGUUGGUCAUUCCGCCGGUCAUUGGUUCGUUAAGAAAAUUUAUCAAAACGUCAAAAUAGAUUAGAUUUUUUUUUUAUUAUCAUCCCUGUAGUAUAGUAUAUACUAUGGGAAAAGCAAUAUCAGAUUUCCGAAAUAAAUAUCAGAUUUCCGACAUUUUAUGAAAUCCUUUUCGUAUUUCCUG
This is a messenger RNA of Halteromyces radiatus, 1936 nucleotides long. RefSeq lists its product as uncharacterized. Bases 8 to 1819 code for a protein of 603 amino acids. Gene Ontology annotation, cellular component: membrane. The record is from RefSeq and is a predicted model, not a curated record. The transcript has 9 exons. Gene Ontology annotation, biological process: protein localization to membrane. NCBI's taxonomy places the organism in Eukaryota, Fungi, Mucoromycota, Mucoromycetes, Mucorales, Cunninghamellaceae.